CCACUGGCCCACUGCCUAGCUGCCUACUUAUCCGUCCGCGUGCACGCGUGGUUUGUCAGACGCGCUGCACGUGAUGCGAUGACGGCAGCAAAUAGGGUGCACGUGGCUGGGACCAAGCUCGAUCGCGCUGAGCGCGUCUACUUUCUCGAAAGAUUGUCAACAAAGCCACUCAGACAAGCCACCGCGCUACUCCCGACAUCUCCACACCUCUAGCCUUCCACGGCUCUGCCCUCGGGGUCGCUUACAGGCCGGUACAUCCAUCGCCGAGCUCUUUACACCCAGUCUUGAUUCCCCGAUACCCGACGUGUUCGUGAACUCGCGGUCACGCUGGCCGCAGAUGCGGGCACUGCGGGCACACACGACCAUCGACAGGUCUUAAAGAAGGCGCGCCAGCCAGGGCGAUCUCAGAGGUUGAUGUCGGCCGUCAUUCCCAAGCAGGCGCCCGCCCCGGACGACACGGCGGGCAUUGUAGGCGGCGAGGAAGGCUGGGAGAGCAGUCUAGAGCGCGAUGUUGCGCUUGCGAUCAACGCCAAGAUGCAGCAGCGUCUCGAAUCUCUCGACACCGAGAACAGCAGGCUUGCUGCCCGCGUCGCCGAACUAGAACUGAUGACCGCCGCGUUGCCCGAGGUAGGGUAUCCCCCGCUGGACUUCAAAUUGCAGCCAUUUAAGCCACUUGGCUAUUCGCAGGCGCCAACAUCGUGUGCCCGCGAGGACAUCUCUGCCUCUUGUACUCCUGUUGAAGGCGUCGCUGAUCGAUUCGACGCUGCCCCAUGCGCUGCCCAUGCAUGCCUCGCGAACCAUAUCCGGGACGUGCAACGCGACGUAUCUCAGAUCAACCUUGGUAUCCUGGCUGCCGCGGCAAUCAGUCUCUCGACUUCGCAGACUCCCCAGCUGCCAGCGGCCUUGCCGACCAAGGCAUCUCCCAACGUGGCCGCAGCAUCUAGCCUCUUGGCUGCCAAGACUUCUCAGCUGCCAGCGGCCUUGCAGACCAGUGGCUCUCUCAACGUGAACAGCUCGCGUACCGUCAACAGUUCAGCACAUCUCAAUGCCUCGUCUAAAGCCACCAACAUGCCUGCUUUCAAAAACUCGCGCAUGGGCAACUGUUCGCCUCACACAAAGGUCUCGUCCAAUGGCGCCGGCAUGCCCGCCAUGAAAAACUCCGGCAUUAUCGCAUAUUGCCCGCGCGUUGUCAACAGCUCGUCCACUGUGAAAAGCUCGUCCGCCGUCAACAGCUCGUCCAUUGGAAAAAACUCGUCUGCCGUCAACAACUCGUCUGCCGUCAACAACUCGUCUGCCGUCAACAGCUCGUCUGCCGUCAACAGCUCGUCCGUUGUCAACAGACCGCUCAACGUGAAAAGUUCGUCUACUUUCAGCAGCUCGUCUAAUCUCCACACUGCGUCCAGCAUGAAGAUCUCGAACAUGGUCACCAGCUCGCGUAUCGCAGUGCGCUCGUCUGCUACCGACAGUUCAAGCAUCGUCAACGGCUCGCUUAAUGCCAACAGCAACAGCUCGUUUGAUGCCAGCAUCCCUCACACUUCCAGAAGCCCACGCAUGGUCAGCGACCUCCACAACGUCAAACGCAACAGCUCGUCCAAUGUCAGCAUCUCGCAUCCUCCAAAGAGGGCGCGCACUGAUAGCGGUACGACCCAUGUCGGCGGCUGGCCUACAGUCAAUGGCUCGUGCAUUGGUAACGGCGCGUUCACUACCAACAGCACAUCCAUUGCCAACGGCAAGUCCACGGCCAACGGAGCGUCUGCUGCCAGUCACACAACCCCUGUCGACGGCUCGCCUGCUUUCAAGGGCCCUCAUUAUGUUCACAGGCUACCUCUCAUCGCCGGCUCGCGCACGGUCGAGAGCUCGUCCCUGGUCGAAACCCGGCCUCAUGUCAAGCGCUCACGAGAUUCACAAGCUGCGACCUCGCCAGUUGUCGGAGGACACUCCACUCAGGCAACGCGCGACUUAUUGGCUUCUUUGGCGUCACAGCUGGCCGCGCAGUCUCAUCAAUCCGCCUCGCCCGCAAGUGUGCGCAAGCUCGACACAUGGCGCCCCAACUGGAUCGGGCAGCGAUCGCCCCCUGUUGUAUGUGCGCCGGAAUCUUCAAUCUCUGCUGCUUCGUUCUCGCCUCCGCGCAAGCGACUUUCCAGCGAACGCCGUUACUCGCCCAGUGUGCCUGUUGCACCAGAAGAUCCAUUCAGUCGCGGGUCUCGACCUGAAUCUAACAAGCACACGGAUAUUGGCUCGUUAAUUGCCCCACGCUCCGCGCUCCCGGCUACCCCGGACUUGUCACUCCCAUCUCGCCCACCAGCCCCUACCAUGCCAGAUCGAGGGCCGGGCCCGAGACACCGGUCGCGUCCAAAGGGACCGCCAGCAUUCGGCGCCGAUCCGAGCAAACGCGAGCGGAUAUAUGCGUUGCCGCCAAAUGUGGCAGCAAGGGACGCCCGUGAUGUUCGCGAGCGCGUGCAUGGGAAGGCGCUCCUUGCUCAGGAUAGGCGCGACUCUAAUUCGCAGGAACGAAAUGCCAAGGGGUGUGCUGAGUAUCGUAGGCAAAGAGACCACCGUGUCGACGGCGAACGCACCAAAAUGCCCAGGCAUGGUACAUAUGGCGGUGGGUGGCACCUGAACCCUGGCAAUGGAGGACAGCGUUAGAGUGCAAGCGUGGGGGAGGUCUGUUGUACAUGAGUAGUGGUAAAAUAUGUGAUGUAGGAGUAGGUGCAGAC
Cutaneotrichosporon oleaginosum is the source of this 2717-nucleotide messenger RNA. RefSeq lists its product as uncharacterized. The record is from RefSeq and is a predicted model, not a curated record. NCBI's taxonomy places the organism in Eukaryota, Fungi, Basidiomycota, Tremellomycetes, Trichosporonales, Trichosporonaceae.